AAUGAAGUAUCUUUCUUAUUGAAAGGAGAAAGAAAGGUAGACUGUUUCAAUAGCCCCUACUCUUCUUAGUGACACCGAGAAAUAGCAAAGAAAAAUAAACACCAAACGGUUCAAGCUUCCUUCAACUUCUUUGUUCUAUUGCCCUAUAAUCUUCACUUUCCCCAAAUCUAUGUUAAUGGCACGGGCUUCUUCCAAAUUUGCUGUUAUAAACCAAAAGCCAACUCGGCAGAUGUGUCUUCCACUAAUGGAGAUGAAAAGGUCUCGGAAAUUCUGUACCUCGUUGAAGGAGAUUCGUCUAAAGAGCUCUGAAACUCGGGAAACAAGAUCAUUGGAAAAAGAGGAAGCUUUAUUAGGGAAGAAGAAUAAACAAACGCCGUUGGGUACAUUUAAGGUUUUGAGUUAUAAUGUCUGUUUUCGGGACUUAGAAUUGCACGAGAGGAUGGAAGCAAUUGGUGAUCUCAUUCAACUACAUUCGCCUGAUGUUGUAUGUUUACAAGAGGUUACACAAGAAAUGUACCAGAUUUUCAAACAGUCCACCUGGUGGUGGAAAGCAUAUCGAUGUUCGGCUUCAUAUGAUUUCGAGAAUGUCAAACCUUAUUUCUGUAUGCAGUUGAGCAAAUUAACAGUAAAAUCUUAUAGCUGUACACCCUUCAGCAACUCUAAAAUGGGAAGAGAGUUAUGUUUGACUGAGAUUGAAGUUGGUGGUGGAAGGAGCAAGCAAUUGGUCAUUGCUUCUAGCCAUCUCGAAAGCCCUUGUCCUGCCCCACCAACAUGGACUCAGAUGUACAGCAAAGAACGCGUAGCUCAAGCAAAAGAAGCCAUGUUGAUUCUGAAGGGUUGGCCUAAUGUCAUAUUUUGUGGCGACAUGAACUGGGAUGAGAAGAAGGAUGGUCCGUUUCCAUUGCCUGAAGGAUGGGUCGAUGCUUGGACAGAGCUGAAGCCUGGAGAUAGCGGAUACACCUACGAUACCAAGUCAAAUCAGAUGAUAUCUGCCAAUUGGCCACUGAGGAAGCGAUUAGAUCGGUUUGUUUGCAAUUUUCAAGAUUUUAAAAUAUGUGAGAUUGAAAUGAUUGGACUGGAAGCAAUACCAGGCCUUUCAUAUCGUAAGGAGAAGAAAAUAAGGGGUCAGUUGCAACAGCUGAUGCUCCCUGUUUUGCCUAGUGAUCACUAUGGAUUGCUCUUAACUAUCUCCAACAAAUGAGAUGCUUCUGUCAACUGGGAGAAUUUCUCACUGUUUUGUGUAUGACCCUAUCAUGAAACUGUGGUCGAGGUUGUAUAAUUUGUCGCUAGAUUCUUUAGAGGGUAAAAUACGAAUGCCCCUAUUUUCUCUAUGGCAGUCUCUUCUACAUUUUGUAAAGCACAGCGCUGUUUAACUUUUCAGGUGUACUUUUCUCCUGACUUAAACUCCUGAUUGCUCUAGUAGAAACCAGAUUAAGACAGUGUUUUGCUCUUCUUCUUUAUUGGACUCGGGCACUUACAUGGCAUGAUCCGAAGAUUUAUCCCAUUUUCUGGAUCGGACGGUUGAUAUCCGAGUAGGCUAAUCUCUGUUCAGUGUUUUUUUCCUGUACUUUCCUGUAUAUCACAGUCGAGCUUGAAACUGAAAAAAGAGAGAGGGAGUGAGAAUGGUGGGUGCAUUCUUGGAGCAAGGAUAAUGGAGAUAGUGAAAAAGCAUGAAUCAGGAGGACUCAUUUGGAAGAUAAUUAAGCUCACAACUACAAGAAAAGUCAAUGUCAAGAAGAGACUUCUCAGAAUUUGGCAGGUCCUCACUCUCUCUCUAUCUUGCUAUAGAAAUGUAGAUUCUCUAAAAUUUUGAAACUUUUUAUUAUUUCUUAAUUUUGUAUGAAAUGUUAUACUAGCAGUACUUGAUUUUUGAUAUUUUUGGAAAGAAAAUAGAAACCAGGUUCAAGAAUUGUUA
This is a messenger RNA of Papaver somniferum (opium poppy), 1915 nucleotides long. RefSeq lists its product as uncharacterized. Gene Ontology annotation, molecular function: 5'-tyrosyl-DNA phosphodiesterase activity; single-stranded DNA binding. The record is from RefSeq and is a predicted model, not a curated record. The transcript is spliced from 3 exons. Lineage: Eukaryota; Viridiplantae; Streptophyta; Magnoliopsida; Ranunculales; Papaveraceae. Gene Ontology annotation, cellular component: PML body; cytoplasm. Gene Ontology annotation, biological process: double-strand break repair. Bases 170 to 1201 code for a protein of 343 amino acids.